Aspergillus clavatus NRRL 1 is the source of this 465-nucleotide messenger RNA. Its product is annotated as complex I NDUFA12 subunit family protein. Gene Ontology annotation, cellular component: membrane. NCBI's taxonomy places the organism in Eukaryota, Fungi, Ascomycota, Eurotiomycetes, Eurotiales, Aspergillaceae. The coding region runs from base 1 to 465 and encodes 154 amino acids. The record is from RefSeq and is a predicted model, not a curated record. The transcript is spliced from 5 exons. Gene Ontology annotation, biological process: response to oxidative stress; mitochondrial respiratory chain complex I assembly.
AUGUCGACUAUACUUCGUACGCUGCGCAAUCUGCGGCAGAUUGGACUCAAGGUUGGUUCUCGGGUCGGAUUCGGCGUGUCCCAGAAGCCCUAUACUAACCUUUGCACCUUGACAGGAAUAUGGACACCAGAUGCAGGUGAUACCAAAGCUGGUACCUUGAUUGCUACCGACCGCUAUGGCAACAAGUACUACGAGAACAUGGAGGAGCUCCCUCUCCGCACACGAUGGGUUGACUACAAGGAGAAGGAGUAUGACCCUUCGCAGAUCGAGCCCGGAUGGCACGCUUGGCUGUCCUACUUGGUGGAUGUGCCUCCCACCCAGGACAAGAUUUUGCAGCUCGGUGUUCGCGCUUGGGAAUUGCCCGAGCACAGGCCCAACCCGACUCUCAGCCGUGCUGCCUACAAGCCCUACUCGACCGUUCGGCCCAAGUACUCGGCUUGGACUCCUGUUGCUGCUCCCCGGUAG